This is a messenger RNA of Magallana angulata, 2493 nucleotides long. Its product is annotated as tumor protein p53-inducible nuclear protein 1-like. NCBI's taxonomy places the organism in Eukaryota, Metazoa, Mollusca, Bivalvia, Ostreida, Ostreidae. The transcript is spliced from 3 exons. The record is from RefSeq and is a predicted model, not a curated record. Gene Ontology annotation, cellular component: nucleus; autophagosome. Gene Ontology annotation, biological process: autophagosome assembly; positive regulation of DNA-templated transcription. The coding region runs from base 252 to 1004 and encodes 250 amino acids.
AGAUUAUGCCAUCAAACGUAAACACGGUUGCGUCGUUUGUUUUCGAGUCGUCAGCUGGGAGAAGAAAAUAGAGGAAAUAUACAACGAAUUAUUCACUGAAAAUUGCCGAAUUUUGAUAUCUACAUUGAUCAACACUACUCUAUCGCAUCAAAAGACUGCUAAGUGCCACAAAAGCCCACACAACUGCCAUUGAUUGAACACUACAGAUAUAUUUGCCACUGAAUCAGCUUGAUCCACUCCCUUGUGCCAACAUGUUCAGCAGUGUUACUAACUACCUGUUUGGGUCCUCCCAGCCUGAGGAGGAGGAGACUGUGCAGAAAAUGGAGCUGGAGACAUCCCCUGCCAAGGAUGAUGAUUGGUUGAUUGUCAACGUUCAAGAUAAGACUACGUGUGUCACUGUUCCAACAGUCUGUCGAGUCUCGGGUCACUCCCCCUAUAGUAGUGACAGCGACACUGGUAUGGGCCAUGGCACGCCCAGCACGUCUGGUGCCUCCACGCCUAACUCCAGGUUCUUUCUGCGUAUGCAUGAAAGUUGGAUUUUAACCCCACCUCCUUGUUUUACUGCAGGCGGCCCAACGUCCCAAGUUCCUAUGACAGAAAUGGAGAACCUCCUGAUCGAACAUCCCAGUAUGUCUGUCUACAACAGUCACUGCUCCCGAGGAAGUUCCGGGGAGGACAGUAAUCUCUCCGAGUCUUCCACGGACAGUAUAUCUAACAUUGUGGCCAAAAAGGGUCUCCGUCCAAGAAACAGUCAAGGGCAGGUAAUCCGACAGGCCCCGAGGCGACCCAAUGCUGUGGCCGCUCGGUGUGGGAUUCUUGCCCAGGCCGAGGCCCUGAAAUCUGCUCAGCGUUCCAAGCAACGCAAAGAAUCUCUCCAUCUCUCCAAAGGCAGCUUAGAUAGACACAACAAGACUACACUUCGCCACAGCAAGAAAUUCAGCCAGAAGAACAGAAUCCAAACUCCCUCUGGACGCAACUUCAACACUCAGCAGAUGAAGCACUAAGAAUGGUCCCGGAUAGUCUCUGUAACAAAUUGAUAGGAUUUUUUGUGUAAAGAUUGUUAUUUAAAAGUUAAUGGUUUUUUUCUCCCAAAUUUUUAAAUUGGUGAUUUGGGUAUUUGUUUGAUUAUUUCCAGCAUUUUUCUUUUUCUGCACUUUAAAGGAACAAGCAUAAAUUUUUUUUUUCAACUUUUUUGUUGUAUGUACAUUGUAGCUUAACAUUUUAAAAUCCAUUCCGUUUCAUAUGGAAUGUAAAAAAAGAAUUAGUUUAGACUUAGUUGUUGUGAUAUAAAGGAAACAUAGAAUAUAAUUGUGUAAGUGAUACCUGUUCAGCACAACCUAAAGUGUAUAUCUCAAUUUAGUUCAGUAGAUUCUGUCAAAUACAAAUAUAUAUUUGGUGCAUUAUUUAUAUCUGUGUUUUGCUGACACAGGCAAAUCCACUUUGUAAUUUUAUCAAAACAAAUUUCAAAUCCACGAAUCCACCGACUUUUAAAUUUUAAAGAAUGAAACAUAUUUUUGUUCUCUUUUAUUUUUACCUUGUAUACCAAGUUACAUAUUUUCAAAUUUUAAAAGAAUUUUUACAGUUGUUAUUAUUUUUCAAGAUUUGUAAAUAUUUGUGUAAUUUUUAAAUCCAUUAUCGUUAGACGUGCAAUAGCCUCAGUGAUGUAAACACCUAGUUUCCUUGGUAACAGGAUCUAUUCUGUUUUGAUUACCGGUUAUUUCCAUAACACCCCGUUGUUUGUUACCUGCCAGUGUUAAGGAUUCCAAGAUCUCAAUGAAACACUGUCAGUGGUCAAUUUGCCUAUGUUCUUACCAGCAAUCUAUCUAUGCAAUUAGGCCCACUCGCUAUAGUACUAAACUCACAACUGAUAAAGUAGCUGUGGGGUUUAUAAUUAUUUUAUGUCAUUUAAAGAUCAUGUUGACAUUUGUCCAUAAAUAUGGUGCAUAAUUGAUGAAUAUAAUCCAAUUCAGGUGAAAAAGAACUUUGUGAGAAUGGUUACCAAAGAUUUCAACUUAUGAAUGGUUGCUUACAACUUUACAGAAGUUCAUGUAAAGCUAUGGAUAAUCAGUUGUUUUGAUUGAUAGAUAUUGUGUAUAAGAGAAAAAUAAAAUGCAACAGAUUUUAUGAUAAUGCUGGGUGAAUUUUGAACAUUUGAUUCAGAAGUUUGAGGAAUGCAACAUUCUUUUAUACUUUGUUAUUAAUUUUUAGAACUUCCACUCUCUAUCAAGUUUUUCCAAUCAUGUCAGAUUGUCAGAAUCUCAAAUAAAAAAAAAAUUCAAAAUCCUAUUCAAUUCAUUUUAUAUCAUCCAUAAAUUAGCUUGAAUUACUGUUAAUUUGAUUUGGGUAUGUUGAUUGUUAAAACAGCUAGAAUCUCUCAUUUUUGAAUUUUUGAAAGAUUAACUGAUGUUGCAACAGAUGAAAUAAUGUAAACUAAUUGCGAGAUAGUGUAUUCAAUGUUAUUUAUUGCGAUAUUAAAAAACUUGCAUUUUUGAA